Molecule: messenger RNA, 898 nt
Organism: Aricia agestis (brown argus)
Lineage: Eukaryota; Metazoa; Arthropoda; Insecta; Lepidoptera; Lycaenidae
Gene: mRpL16
Product: 39S ribosomal protein L16, mitochondrial
Exons: 5
Coding region: 124-852 (242 amino acids)
Biological process (GO): mitochondrial translation
Cellular component (GO): ribosome; mitochondrial large ribosomal subunit
Molecular function (GO): structural constituent of ribosome; rRNA binding
Source: RefSeq, a predicted model, not a curated record
UUACGGAGAAGAAGUAAAAAAUCAAAACCCUUGGGUUGAUUUUGGGCUCGAUUAGUUUUAGUUUUAUCAAAUAUCAAGUAAAAAAUCUAAGUUUCCACAGAAAAAGAGAAAAGGCUGUGCACAAUGAACUUGUAUACCUCUACCAAGUUUAUUAUAGGACUUCUUCGUCCAGAAGCAACUCAGAUAGUAUUAAGCAAAGGAAUCAAAUAUUUUCCUCCACCGAAGAAUUAUGAUGACAUUGAAAUACCGGAAAGGCCGCGUCUUAGAGUAUAUGAUAAGGUCCCACUUUAUCCCUCAAAUCUGAAACCUCCUAAAAUGCAGAAGAGGCUUCGUUACAUGCGGGGUCCUGAGCUCCUACAUAACACUCUGCAGCUAAAACAAUAUGGUGUUUUAGCUACAGGUGGUGGCAGAUUACGUCAUGAACAUUUUGAGAUGGCUCGGUUACAAGUGGCCAGAAGGUUAGAUAUGAAGAGAAUGUUUGCAAUUUGGAGAGUAGAUCCUCCGUGGCAACCGAUUACCAAGAAAGGACAAGGUCAGCGUAUGGGCGGAGGAAAGGGUGCUAUUGACCAUUAUGUCACUCCAGUUAAAGCAGGCAGAAUUAUUUUUGAAGUUGGUGGAAAAUGUGAAUAUGCUGAGGUGUAUGACAUGCUAAGGAUUGUGGCUGAACGAUUACCAUUCAAAGCUGAACCCGUAUCUCAAGAAAUUAUGGAAAAGAAAGCUAAAGAGGAAAAAUGGAGGGAAGAGAAUAAUAAAAACAAGUACACAUUGAAAUAUAUAAUUCAGAACAACAUGGGAGGUAGCCACAGGCAUAUAUCACCAUUUGAUCAUAAGUGGUACGGUAAAUAUCUGUAAUUUAUUAUGUUAUUGUUUGUAGAUUAAAUAUAGUUUUAAACUUGUA